Astrephomene gubernaculifera is the source of this 576-nucleotide messenger RNA. The record is from the annotation of a GenBank genome assembly. Lineage: Eukaryota; Viridiplantae; Chlorophyta; Chlorophyceae; Chlamydomonadales; Astrephomenaceae.
GUUGAGGCGCUGCUGGGCCGCUGGGUUGACUUCAGCGGUAUCGCCUCCGUGGCCAAGCGCGCCAAGCGCACUGCGCUGUUGUUCAGCCGCUUUCGACCCGUGGAGCUGCCGGGGCACCUGCGCAGGCACGAGGACAUCGAGGACCUCACCACGCGCGACGGCAGCGGCAAGUUCACGGACGGCUGCGGCUACUGCUCGCUGGAGCUGGCCACCUACCUCACCAGGAAGCUGGACAUCCGGCACAGGGGGGAGCGCUACGUGCCCAGCGUGUUCCAGAUCCGCUACUUGGGCUACAAGGGUAUCGUGGUUGUCCAGCCCGGGCUAGACCGGCUGAACAGCUGCCGCCCGCCCGAGCAGCGAGUGCACCUGCAGCUGCGCAAGUCCAUGUGCAAGUUCAAGAUCCCCAAACCCAGCAGCAACAUUGCUACGUCAUCAGACGGAGGCGGAAGCGGAGGCGGCGCUGGGGCGAGCAGCAGCAGUGGCAACCCGCAGCUCGCAGCAGCAGACGCGGCGCGGCUGGUGUUCGGUGUGGUGGACUACUCGAGGCCGUACAAGUACGGAAACCUGAACAGCCAG